Neohortaea acidophila is the source of this 860-nucleotide messenger RNA. RefSeq lists its product as uncharacterized. Lineage: Eukaryota; Fungi; Ascomycota; Dothideomycetes; Mycosphaerellales; Teratosphaeriaceae. The coding region runs from base 101 to 592 and encodes 163 amino acids. The transcript has a single exon. The record is from RefSeq and is a predicted model, not a curated record.
UGAUGAGUGGCUCGCUGAUUCAUCGGCUUCGCUUCACCGCACAGCGUGUAUCUCACCAAACGGAAGCUUCUCACACACACUCUGCACAUCCCACACUCGAAUGAUGACAUCUUCCAAUCUCUGCUGGGCCGUCGUGACCUGGCCCGUCAACACUUUGACUGCGUCACUCAAUGUUGUGGCCGAGAUCCUCUUCAUCGCCUGCGUCGGCGUGCCACUGCUCCUUCUGAGCACCAUCACCAUUCCCCUGGCUCUGAUGAUCUCCUUAUUCGCCGGUCUCUAUAUCUUACGGCAAUCGGUGGUGGCAACAAUCUACAAUCUAUACGACGAUUUCUGGCCUUCUCACAAAGACGAGCCGGCGGCAGGGCUACGAGCAAGGCCUUAUCCUCCGACGGAGUUGCGAUCCGAGCAGGCUUCGAGCGGGGCAAGAUUGACGAGGCCACUCGAAUUGGAGGACUGUCUGGUCGAGCGAGCCGAGCCUCGAGGUCUUCGAAGACGGCGGAGGUCCAGGGCGAGUGGCGGGUGGAGUUCCGAGACUUCUCGAGCAUCCUUCCCGGAGCUCGUACGCAGGCCACCUUUUACCUUUCCCUCAUGAGGGAGGGAUGCCUUUAUACGACGGACGAUAUCACGAAAUUAUGGGCGACGGAUGAGCUGGAUUGUAGACUGGACUACAUAGAUAGAUUGGAGUACCUCUGCGUCGGAUGCAGAAUCAUCCACCUCAUCACGUCUGAGCGAUGGUCUGCGCGUCGGACGUGGACGAUCGGCCGGGCCAACGUCACAUCCAGUUAGCUUCAGGCAGCUUCAGGCUAGCGUGGGCAUAUGGCGUCGCAGCUCCAGACGACAGCCUGCCAGGCUCUCACUUU